Molecule: messenger RNA, 567 nt
Organism: Aspergillus brunneoviolaceus CBS 621.78
Lineage: Eukaryota; Fungi; Ascomycota; Eurotiomycetes; Eurotiales; Aspergillaceae
Product: 40S ribosomal protein eS10
Exons: 4
Cellular component (GO): cytosolic small ribosomal subunit
Molecular function (GO): structural constituent of ribosome; RNA binding
Source: RefSeq, a predicted model, not a curated record
UUUUUCCACUCGCCGGGCAGCCCGCUCCACUCAACAUCAACUACUCUUAAACCACCCUCUUCGCGCGUUGUUAGAGCGAUUCCCCGAAGAGCGCCAGGAACUCGCAACAAUGAAGACCGCAAGAAGAUCCACGAGUACCUCUUCCGCGAGGGUGUGCUCGUGGCCAAGAAGGACUUCAACCUUCCCAAGCAUGGCGACAUUGACACCAAGAACCUCUACGUGAUCAAGGCCCUCCAGUCCCUUGACUCCCGCGGUUACGUCAAGACCCGCUUCUCGUGGCAGUACUACUACUACACCCUCACCCCCGAGGGUCUUGACUACCUCCGCGAGUGGCUCCACCUCCCCGCUGAGGUUGUCCCCGCUACCCACAUCAAGCAGCAGCGUUCCCACGCUCCCCCCCGUGGUAUGAUGGGUGGUGAGGAGCGCGAGCGCCGUCCCCGUGCUCCCCGUGAGGGUGGCUACCGCCGCCGCGAGCAGGGUGAGAACAAGGAGGGUGGUGCCCCCGGCGAGUUUGCCCCCAGCUUCCGUGGUGGCUUCGGCCGUGGCCGUGGUGCUCCCUCUUCCUAG